Molecule: messenger RNA, 1122 nt
Organism: Venustampulla echinocandica
Lineage: Eukaryota; Fungi; Ascomycota; Leotiomycetes; Helotiales; Pleuroascaceae
Product: Cytidine deaminase-like protein
Exons: 2
Coding region: 1-1122 (373 amino acids)
Molecular function (GO): zinc ion binding; hydrolase activity
Source: RefSeq, a predicted model, not a curated record
AUGUUGAUUGGGCUCUGCGGAGGCAUUUGCGCUGGCAAACGCACUGUUGCCAGGUAUCUCCAGGAACACCAUGGUUUCACACGUCUCUACCUUCGACAAGACAGGGCUGAUGAUAUCCAUUUUCCCGAGUCAGAAGUGAAUGGUCAUGGCAAUGGAGAUAUGGAUAUCAAGCAGGUGGACGGUCAUGUAUUAACAAGAAUAGUACCGCCUCCCCAAUACACCGGUGUCUCCCCAAAACCCUCCCAAGUCGCGGAGGACCAUACUUUCAGCACCACAGAGGAAUUGAUCGACUUCGUCACUAAGCGAUGGCGCGAACGCUGGGUAACGACAGAUAUUUAUACCGAGCCAAUCCUCGAUAAGCUUCUCCGCCGCCCGUUCUUUAUACUCAUCAGUGUGGAUGCGCCAGUCGGUGUGCGGUGGAGGCGUUUCCAAGCUCGACUAUUGAAAUCCGAAUCAGCAGCCGAGAGCCUGUCCCUCGAGGCCUUCCUCAUAAAAUCAGACGAGCACCUCUAUAAUCCACACUCGGGACUACUUCCGUUAAUAUCUCGAGCGACUGUCCGGCUGCUGAAUACGUCAAGUAACCUCGCGCAUUUAUACGCAACUUUGGGCAAGCUGGAUCUUACGAACGAAGACCGUUUAAGGCCAAGCUGGGAUCAGUAUUUCAUGGAAUUGGCAUCUUUGGCAGCGCAGAGGAGUAAUUGCAUGAAACGGCGAGUGGGCUGUGUGCUAGUGAGGGAAAAGCGGGUUAUCAGUACCGGUUAUAACGGUACACCACGAGGACUCAAGAACUGCGGAGAAGGGGGCUGUCCACGUUGUAAUGAAGGCCAGGGUUCUGGUUUUGGUCUGGGGACAUGCUUAUGUAUCCAUGCCGAGGAAAAUGCCUUACUAGAGGCCGGUAGGGAGAGGAUUAGAGAAGCCGCGACGCUAUACUGCGAUACCUGCCCUUGUUUGACAUGCAGCAUCAAGAUCGCGCAGGUUGGGAUCAGUGAGGUGGUUUAUAGCCAGGGAUACAGCAUGGAUGGGGAGACUGCGGAUGUCUUCAAACAGGCUGGCGUCCGUCUUAGGCAGUUCAUACCGCCUGCCAACGGGUUGAUACACUUAGAAAAGCCCGCAUUUUAUUAA